AUGCCAGAUUUCGCCCGUCCUUUCGCCCUCGUGUACCCUCUCGCAAAUUGCCUUCACUAUCCCACCUUCGCUCCUCGAGCCUCUUCGAGUGCGACAUCGAUUGGUCUGGGCGCUACCACUUUGCGAAACUUGCGCAAACUCUGCUGCUAUCCUGAUCCGUCGGGAUACCUCUCUUCCCAGGGCCCUUUUGUUCCUGCUGCUGCAGAGCUCUAUCAAGGCCUUGGUAGACUUUGGAAGAACGUGGGCGAUCUUGGUUUUUUAAAGGAUCGCCGACGUAUCCUCUCUGACCCGUCCAGCUCGUCCAAUAUGACCGCUUCUCAGCUUGAGCCGGUCCGGGUUCACCCCCGUCGUCGUCCUGUCUUAAACUCGACUCUUCCCACAUUGGACACCGAAGAUGUUUCGUCUAAGAUGUGUUUGAAGAAGGGAGAAACUUUCAACACUCCUACUUCUCCCCCUUCUGCUGAGCGUGACCCUAUUCUGAACAUCCGUUCCCUGCCUCGUCGCUCGCCUACCUCGCUUGACGGUAUCGCAGCCAGCGAGCAGCGCAUGGCCUCUAUCUUGGAACGUCUGACUUUGGAAGACGGCGCCGACGAUUCAAAUGCCAGCCAGGACGACUUCUCCCAGAAGAAGUCUGAACAGCCUGUGCAUUCCCAUGAAUCUGAUAGCGGUUUGGGCUCAUCUGUUAGUAGUGCCGAGUCCGUUGACGGCAAAGUGACUGUGGAUGCCGACGGUUCUCAAUCGGCUAUAACCGGUCCGAUUCCCGCCGCCAAGGACUCUUCGCGGCCGCAACUUGGACUUGCGGCCUGCAAACAAAUUGAGCGCUUUAUUUUGGUGCCAUUACUGAAGGAACCUAAGUUGAAGCCUUUCCACCCACUAGUCCAGAGUGUUCCAGCUCGGAUUGUGAACAAACAAAUCACAUGCCUCAGGGACCUUGAAAAGACUCUUUUGUGGCUGGCGCCGAAGCUUUCAACCUUACGAUCCGCCUAUCUCAAUUUCGCCGAGUUCACGAUCCAGUGUCUUCAUACUUCCGCUUCUCACUUGAACGACCGCGACCAGCGACUUCCCGCCGACCGCCCGUAUACUAACGGCUACUUCCUUGAUCUUGUAUCGCAGGUUCGACGCUACGCUGCCUUGAUUCGUUCCAACCGUGAGCGGGUUGAAGCAGCCCCGGCCCAGGAGUCUCCAAACUCGAAGGCUGAGAAGAAAGAGCCCGCCUUCGUCCCCACUGCUACUCUGGAAGGCGGAAUGUCUCAAAACGGGAAGCCCGCUGAACUUGUUGUCGUCCAGGAGGACGGCAAGGCUAUCUCAAUGGCCACUGGUCUACCUUAUGAUACGACAACCCCUGCGAGUUUCAAGCGCGCCGUCAGCUUUGACGAGAAGGUUGACGAGGGCGUCCAGCGGUCCAUGGCACGACGCAAAAAGAAUGCUCCUCCUAUGGACAUUAACCAGAAGUGCAACCACUGCGACAAGGUCUUCAAGCGCCCGUGCGAUUUGACCAAGCACGAGAAGACUCAUUCGCGCCCGUGGAAGUGCAGCGAGUCUACGUGCAAGUAUUUCGAAGUCGGCUGGCCGACUGAGAAGGAGCGUGAUCGUCAUGUUAAUGAUAAGCACUCGGAUACCCCUAGCCUCUACAAGUGCCAAUUCCAGCCCUGCACUUAUGCCUCGAAGCGUGAGAGCAACUGCAAACAACACAUGGAGAAGGCCCACGGAUGGGUGUACGUUCGCUCCAAGAACAAUGCCCGUGGCGGUAGUACUGGCAAGCGUGGCUCGUCGGUCCAGGCCACCCCUGGUACCCCAAGUGUGUCCACUCCUGCCUCUCGCUCCGCGGACUUCUCCACUCCCUUCUCGGCACCCAGCGCCUCGCCUCAAGAACCUCCAUUCUUCCAGGACAACGUGCCAUUCAACUUCAAUGAUCCUCCUGUGCCGGUUCGCAGUGACGAUUUCCCUCCUCUUUUCGAAAAUUCUCCUUAUCACACCUCGUCGGUCGGCAUGGGUAACGAGUUUACUUUCCCCACUUCGAUGAACCUCGAUGCUUUCCAAACUCAGUUUGAAGCGGGUGAACCGGAUGGUCUCAUUCCGGCCCUCGAGAUGCAUCGCCAGUCGAUGAAUUCUAUGUCUAUUCCCUCAGCCGACGUCACUUUCGACCUUGACUGGAGCCGAUUGGAUUAUAAUUCCAUGCAAGAGGACGUGCAGGCUCUCAACAUUCAACUGCCCACCCCCAGCUCUGACCACAGCGGACUCAAGCCCUACGUUGACAAUCCCAUGCGCGCCACCAACUAUAUGGGCUACGAGGCUCCCAGCAAGGUCUCCGGACUCUCUCCCAAUGCCCAGGGCAACUUAAUGCUGUACUCCCCGCGAUCGGGCCAGGCUGACGAACAAUACGAUUAUCGAUUCCAGUCUCCUGCUGGCAAUGAUUUCACCCUCUACGAUCAAACGCACCGUAUGAGCAUGAACGCCGGCUCCCACGUCACGCCGCCGAUGACCCAGCAGGCAUCUCCCGGUCAAUACGCCCCGCAGCCCCAACCUGCCCAGCCCAUGUUUCCGCCUCUCGACCGCGAUGCCGCUCUCCAAGACAUAAAGUCGUGGGCUGAACAGUCUCAACAUGGCAGCCAUUACGACCCUUACAUGGGUCCGAAUGGAGAGUACGAAUACAUGAAAUAG
This is a messenger RNA of Penicillium maclennaniae, 2661 nucleotides long. It is a transcript of the gene ace1, whose product is annotated as putative C2H2 transcription factor (Ace1). Bases 1 to 2661 code for a protein of 886 amino acids. NCBI's taxonomy places the organism in Eukaryota, Fungi, Ascomycota, Eurotiomycetes, Eurotiales, Aspergillaceae. The transcript has 8 exons. The record is from RefSeq and is a predicted model, not a curated record.